Molecule: messenger RNA, 1537 nt
Organism: Callorhinchus milii (elephant shark)
Lineage: Eukaryota; Metazoa; Chordata; Chondrichthyes; Chimaeriformes; Callorhinchidae
Gene: cfap263
Product: coiled-coil domain containing 113
Exons: 9
Coding region: 1-1437 (478 amino acids)
Biological process (GO): cilium assembly
Cellular component (GO): ciliary basal body; axoneme
Source: RefSeq, a predicted model, not a curated record
AUGGCGCCGCCGGCGCGGCCUUCACGUCGCCAGCCGGGAACCCUCCUUGACCAAGAUGGCGCCGCCGGCGCGGACGUCACUUGGACGCGGUCACGUUCUGCGUUUGUCGCCGUGACGCGGAGAGAGCGCGACUGGGUUGCCAGUGACGGCCGUUACCAGGGGAACGGGAAAAGCGGCGAGGCAGCCUUCGCGUCAGCAGCAGCAGCAGCAGCGGCGGCGGCGGCGUCGUCGUCCUUCUGGGCCGCCAUGGAAAACCUGGAGAUCACCGUGAGCUCGAUAACCGCAGACAUAUCAAUCCAGGAGGACCAGACCGAGCUGAGCUUCGAGGAGCUGAAUAACCUGAUGGAGGAGCUGAGGAUUUCCAUUGGAGAUCUGAAAAUGGAAACUGAAAUGUUUCAGAAGGCCUUGGAUCGAGUGAUGCCCCAGGAUGUGCCCCAGCCCAUUUUAACCCGUGGCCAGUCUUCCCAAGAUCUGUCACAGGCACGGGUAAGGCAUCGAUCCAGAACUCGGAGUUUUGCAACUGAACGUCUUCAGCUAUUGACAGCAGAUCAGAAGUCUGACAUUGCUCACAGAGAACUGGAGGAAACAAAAGAGAGAGUACAGACUAUGAAAUUGCAGUCAGAACGAACCAUACAAAAUUUACUGGCUGUCCGGGAGGAAGCUGAAGUAGGACUGAUCGAGAUUCAAAAAUCAACACAAGAAUUUGAACGUGAUUUUGGGUUCUCUGGAAGUUCGAAAAAGGGGAUAGUGAUUCCAACAGAGAAGAUUUAUAAAUACAUGGAAGACAGAAUCCGUGCAAAAGACAUCAUGAUCGAUAGACUACGACUGAAGAGCACUGCACUGAUGAUGCAGAAGUCGAAGCUGUACCAGCAACUCCGCCAGAAAGAAGAGAUGGGGGAGGUGCUGCAUGAAGUAGAUUUUCAGCAGCUGAAGAUUGAAAACCGACAGCAUAUGGAGAAGAUUUCUGUCCUCAAUGAUAAACUGCUGUGGCUCAAAGUGAUAACAGGACAAACUCAGCAAGUCCUCAACAACUACAAGAGACAGUUGCAGAAAUUGAUCACAGAGACAAAACGGCUUAAUACAGAGAUCAAAUCCAGACAUGAGAUGUCACACAGAAUAAAGAUUGAGAUGGAAGAAGUCGAAGAGGAACGAGAUAAGGAGGAACGACAAAACAAGAAGUUUCGUGGCCUGCUGUCUGAUUACAGAGUGCCUGAGGUUCUCGAGUACGUGUGUGGAAAACGCAAUCGCUUUGACUUAGAGCAGAAGCUCAAAACCUGGAAGCGAAAAGUGGAUGUUGCACAGCUGUCACAUAAAACCUCCACUGAAGCAUGGGAGAGACUCAAAAAAUACAGCACUAACGCUCAGAACUGGGACGAUGAACUGUGGACCAAAGAAUCCCAAUUGAUGCUUACCCAAGAGAGUGUCCCAAGAAGCUGAGGGCACAAACAGGGAAUAUUCACAGGAGCCAAGUUGCAUAAUAUAGUUGUUCAAUCAAAAGAUUUUGACCGUCGGUUCCCAUUAUGUCAAAUCAAUAAAA